UCGAAAGACAGUGAGGAAGAGAAGAAAACGCCACCGAGAGGAGAAAGGAGGAUACAAAUUUACCGUUUCAAGCCGGGGGCUACCUAACUCAUGUCUGGGUAAAGGGGUGCCUCUGAGGGUUCGAAAUCCUGACCAUGUUUAGGUUAAAAAUUCUCUUAAAAUCCUUCCCUGUUUAGGACAACACACUUUUUUAAGACCCUGACAAGAGACAAAAUACACACUCACUUUCUUGGUGCUUCCGCACCAGACCCCUCCCGCCGGGCUGACUCGCUCUUCGUCGCUCGCGCGAUGAGCCGUACAGAUCGUGUAACCUGUUUAGGAUAAGUUCUGGCCCGGUUAGCCCGGUCUAGCACAGAGGCGAGCAAAAUUGUAUACCCUGUUCAGGACAGCGAGGCCAAAAAACCAUACCCUGUCUAGUGGCAUGGCACGUCCCCGUCCGCGCGUAUAAACCAAAUAAGGAAGUACCCCCCUACCCCAGGGAGCGUCACUUGGUUAAAGAAGGUAGGUUAAAAAGACUUGAAUAAUUUACAAGUGAGAUGCCUGGAGGGUUGUAAAGUAACUGAACUUAUUCACAGGGGGCGUUAGGAGUGGGAAAAAUUCCGCGUUGGCUGGUUUCGUGGCAAUUUCAGCGGCAGGAAUAGUGUGCCUGAAUGUAUCAUGUACCAGCAGAACUAUUUCUAAAAUUCCGCGUAUUUGAGGAAUUUUAAACAUUCCCGCGUACUUUUGCGCGGGAAGGAUGUGAUGACGUCACUUAUUAUGGUAAUGUAUGUGAACUCGAUUCCUUGGCGAUCUAAAUGCUGUAAUUGAACCAGAGCAAAGAAUAACGUCGAGUGGUGUUUAUAUGUAUUCUUGCAGGGACUAGAGAAAUAUCACCGGUCAUACCGGAACUCCAUUUUGGGGUUGAUCUGUGACAUCAGUAGCGAUGUCCUACUUGCAAAAUGGGCCAAAACGUCCGGCGAGCGAUAAUUUUGACGUGGCUUGUAAGGUUAUGUUGCUUGGAGAUUCCGGUGUGGGCAAAACAUGUGUGCUUGUCAGGUUCAAAGAUGGUGCUUUCUUGUCCGGCUCUUUUAUUUCUACAGUAGGGAUCGAUUAUAAGAAUAAAAUCGUUGAAGUCGAUGGCACGAAAGUAAAAUUGCAGAUUUGGGACACUGCUGGACAAGAGAGGUUCCGUAGCAUAACUCAUGCUUACUACAGAGACUCACAAGCACUCUUGUUGCUUUAUGAUGUUACAAGUGAAAGUUCCUUUGAGAAUAUUAGGGCUUGGUUAGCCGAAAUCUACGAGUAUGCAUCAUCAGAUGUCAUAAUAAUGUUGUUAGGGAAUAAGGUAACAAAUUGUCUUUUACAGGAUCAUAAUGUAGCAUUUAUGGAAACAAGUGCCCGGACUGGGUUGAAUGUUGAUUUAGCUUUCAUGGCUGUUGCCAGGGAUAUAAAACACAGAAACCUCAAGAAACCUACAGAACCAAGGUUCAACAUUGAACAGUAUGUUGAGUCACAAAGAGAAAAACCGGGUUGCUGUUCUUGACAUUGACAAGAAAUCAAGGAUACAAGACAAGAAUCAAGGGUACAAAAUGAAAAAAAUAUGAAUGACAUAAGUUAGCUAGGAAUAAACAGUGGAAGUAGCAACAGACUUAGUUAACUUGACCUCACUUUAUUCUAACUUUUCUUUACCAAAAAAUGUUAACCCUUUAUAAUUAUUUCAACAAAUGGCCAACAUCUGAUUUCUAGUUACAUGUACAUUCAUUUGCCAAGACUUAUGACAACUGAAUUGAUCGAGCAAGAAACAAAAUCUGCAAACUAGUUUUCCGGUGCUGUCAAAAAUUAAGCCAUUGCUACUGUCCUGAUAUCCUAGCUGUGAUGCGAAGUCACUGACCUGAUAUGGUCACAAUAUAAUAGUCACUUGGCCAAACUUGGGUGCAGUAAAUAUACCUAAUAGUACAUUUUUGGUAUACUUCAGCAUCAUAUCAGGCUUGGUUGGUCUCACUGUAGGUAUUUUGGCAUGACUACAACUCACCAAAAUACAAAUCAUGACUCAACAGAUCUCUCCUGAUAUGCCAUUGAAGCAUGUCAGAAAGGUACAAGUUGGUAUAACUACCAAUCAAUUUCUGAGAACCAAUAUUCAAAUAGUGAGAUCAUGUGUUAAGUGAAGGCAUCUGCAGUCGAGUGUCAAUUGAUACCCUCAAUAGACAUCUCGCUUGGUACUCGAUAGACAUCCUGAUCGAUACUCGGUCGAUGUUCAAUUGAUUUUUGAUCAACAGUUGGUCUAUAGUCAGCCAAGUGUCGACUGACUCAUAUGUAUGGAUCGAAAAUUAGUUGACUGUCAACCGAGGUGUUGGUAGAGUGCCGACUGAGUACCAAUCAAGAUUUUGAUCAGGGGAUUGAUUGAAGGUAUUGAUCGACACUCUACUGCAGAUGCCUUUGUACACAUGAUCCAAAUAACCAGUAAAAGGAAUGAUGAUGCUGAAGUUGGAAGUGAAAGGGUAAGAAUAAAAUUGAAGUACUGGUGUUAAAAGAAACCAGCUGAGUUGGUCAACUAGAACAAAGGCAUGGAGCAAAAUGCAUUAAAACCUCUUUAUUAGAUUAGUAUUAUUAAUAAUUGGACCUUGGUAAUGUACUAAACUAUUCAGAAUUUAAAAUAAGACUUAGUCCAUAAUUUAGCAUUUUUCUGCUGAUUGGUCAGGAAGGUUACAUUUGAUGAAAGUUUAAUGUUGUGGAUUGAAUGCAAAGAAGAAGUUGUUCUAGUUUUUAUCUUGCCAUGUGAACAUCUUGGCUCAAUUCCUCAGGAACUAUGUCCCCUUGAUUGGGUUCAAAGCUGCUAAUAGCAGUUCUGAACUGCUAAUGAGCUGUUAUCAGCAUAUAAUCUAUAGGUAGGAUGAGGCCCUAAAUGGUAGAAAUUGGCAAAAUAGUAGAAAUUGGCAACAGUGAUAUUGCAAGUUGUGUAUUUUUAAACUUGUUACUUGUCAAUUUUCACCCUGGUAUGGUUUCACGAUGUACAUGUACAUCUAAGUGCACUACAAGCUUUAGAAUCUAUCAUUAUCUAUUAAUGGCUUAAUGAGAACUACUUACUGUGAAAUAUUCUUUAUUUAUUAAUAGUUUUCCAAUAUUUUAUUUACUGCAAAUGUUUGGGAACUAGCUCUUUAAUAAAGGUGUAAUUUGAUUCUUAGCAUUGAUAAAACAGCUGCCAACUGGCAAAUGUAAGUGAUGUAAUAUGUAGUGAUGGUUCAGUCGUAGUUUGCGACAUCCUCAAGAUACUUGCACCAUAGUAUCAAACUUUUCUUUGGUUAUUAAUGGCUCAGUUAUGAGUAACCUGACAUGUAUUUAAAAAAUAGUAUUUGAAUUUAUUACAAAUGCUACAAAAAGGAAGUAAUACACAAUGUAGAUUAACAUAUUUCACCCAGAAAGGUUUUGCACGAACACAAAACUUGUUAGGGUCUUGGUUGUUUAAAAUUUGCAAAUGCUUUUGUAGAUAAAUUGAAAUUGUGACGCUUAAUAUUGAAUAUUUCUGAAUUAUGCUUAAUGCUAAUGUUAGGCAAUGAAUGUCACACCCCAGAGGGUACUUAAGGUGAAAAGUGACAGGGUUUUUUUUUUGUUUCACCCCUACCAAAAGCAUAAUGUUAUCACUAAUUAUAUACCCCAAAAAAUUGUUUACACUUGCUGCUCACUUUUGUCCUCAGGUACCCUUACUGGUGGUAGUGGUCCCUUGGGGACACCAAAUUAAAGGACAAAAUUUCAAAUCAAAUCCAGAAUAUUAAAUAUUUGUGUAAGCUGAUGCUAAGUAGAUUGUAAACAUUAUUGUAAGUAAAUUCAUCUUGGGAGAGGGUAGAAAAUAGUGUUGGUAGAAUACUUUGUAAAGAAAUACAUAGGCCUUUCAAAUGUAAUUUGUUAACAUAAAGUAUUUUUCCAAGAUGAAAGCCAAUUUUGUAAAACUUGUUUCAUUAGUUGUUUGAUAGGUCUGUAAUGUAACUUUUUAGUCAAUGUAUUAAUCGUCCAAAAUAAAUCCGUAAUCAUUUGUUUAAUUAAACAAAGCAAGAGACCAAAUCUCUUGAACAAACUAAAUCCUA
Molecule: messenger RNA, 4058 nt
Organism: Orbicella faveolata
Lineage: Eukaryota; Metazoa; Cnidaria; Anthozoa; Scleractinia; Merulinidae
Product: ras-related protein Rab-37-like
Molecular function (GO): GTP binding; GTPase activity
Source: RefSeq, a predicted model, not a curated record